AAAAUAAUCGUCACGCAAGUAAAAUGGCGUUUUGCUAGCUCACGUUUCAUAUCGGUCCGGUGUUUUUCACAUCAUAUUUUGAGUAAUUUACGAUAGCCAAAACGCGAUUACAAUUAAAAUUGAAAAGCUUAGGGUAUUUGCCGUUGAUUAAGUUUGUGCUAUCAAUCUCGGCUAGUGAUUUUCAAAGGAUUUCGUGAGUAUAAAAGAGGCGGUGCGACUUUGGGGGUGCGGAGUGCGUCCUACAACUUUAAAACGUUGAGCCCGAAAAUCUCUAGGAUAACAGGUGACACAGUGAGCUAGCGAGAUGAUAGUGACGGUGAAGAACUUACAACAUCACACGUUCACGGUGGAGAUCGACCCAACGAAAACGAUCAAGGACCUAAAACAGAAGAUCGAGGAUGAACGAGGACAUGAUUAUCCUGUGGAGAAUCAGAAACUCAUCUACGCAGGUAUGGUCCUGAGCGAUGAUCGGACGAUAGAGUCAUAUAAUAUUGAUGAGAAAAAGUUCAUUGUGGUGAUGGUGAAAAUUGUGAAAACCCCACAACCAGCGCCCGGUUCAGGUUCCACUAGUGAUAAGACAGCGACUAGCCAAUCCACAACAGCUACAACGACAUCACAGGCCGCGGCGACCGAGUCGAAAACGGGACCUAAAACGGAUGGAGACACAAAAACCACAACCCGCCCUGAAACAACGACCUCGUCGAGGACACAGCCUGCAUCAAGUACAUCGACAACGACAACGGCCGGUAGCGGUACCAGUACCAGUGCACAGGCAGCCGCUGAAUCAGCUUUAAUAAUGGGUCCUGAAUAUGAUAAAAUCGUUGAAAAUAUUAUGGAGAUGGGAUACUGUCGGGAGGUUGUGGAAGAAGCUCUUCGGGCAAGCUAUAAUAAUCCAGAUCGAGCUGUGGAAUACUUACUUAGCGGAAUACCUGAGACGAAUGUAGCAGACACGGAAUUGGACACAUCGGGACGAACGACAGGUGGAACUGGUGGAAGUACUGGCGAUGAUAGUAGUUCAGAAAGGCGUAGUGGCGAUGGUUCCGAGGAUCCAUUGGCAUUCCUUAGAAAUCAACCGCAAUUUCAGCAGAUGCGCACAUUAAUCCAAGAAAAUCCUGAAUUUCUAAAUGCUGUACUUCAACAGAUUGGACAGACAAAUCCUGCCUUGCUACAACUAAUCUCGGAUAAUCAGGAUUCAUUUUUGAAUAUGCUUAAUGAACCGCGUGGUGAUGCAGCGCCAGCAUCUCGGCCCGAAAGUGGUGGUGGCGGCGGGGGUGGUAAUGUGGCUGCUGCAACUGGUAUGCCUGGUUCGGGUAAUGUAGGGGCUGGAUCAGAAGGUGAUACAGUUAGUGCUGCAAUUACUUUAACGCCACAAGACCGAGAUGCUAUAGAUAGGCUUAAAGCUCUUGGCUUUCCCGAGCAUUUAGUACUGCAAGCAUAUUUUGCCUGCGAAAAAAACGAAAAUUUAGCCGCAAAUUUUUUGUUGUCUCAUCCAUUUGACGAAUAAAAUCAAAAGAAUAGUGAAUAGAGUUACGCGACAGCAGAACUUAAAAAAAAAAAAUGAAAUUAAACAAAAAAAUGAUUUUUAGAUAUUACAAAAAUCAAAGAAAAAUGAAAAAUUGCCGAGUCUAAUGCAAAUAUUGAGUAAAGCAGCAAAAGCAAACAAUAUAUGUAUAUAUAAUAUCAUAUGAUCCAAAAAACAGCCUUGAGAAUACCAGUUGCAGUCGUCGUGGAAAUUUAAUGCCCGCGUCAACCCCUGUUUUCCUUAUAUAUCUCCUUGUUCUGUUUCUCGAAGGAAAAACCAUUUGAUUGUAUUCCUUUAAUUUUCCCCCAAGUCACAGCUAUUCAUAUUCGUCAUAUUGCGCUGUCCUUCAUUCGCUACUGCUGUCCAUAUAGUUUUACAAUGUUAUAUUCACCUUUCCUUCCUAUUGUCCCCUCCUUUCCUACAUUAUUCCUUCUAGUUAACAUUAUUUUUUUAUAUAUAAUAUAAAAGCAUACGAAAAGGGUGAUUUCUCGUGAACUGAUUUGUGUUUGAAUUGAAGAAAAAAAAUAAAAUAAAAAUGGAAUUUAA
Molecule: messenger RNA, 2068 nt
Organism: Hermetia illucens (black soldier fly)
Lineage: Eukaryota; Metazoa; Arthropoda; Insecta; Diptera; Stratiomyidae
Gene: Rad23
Product: UV excision repair protein RAD23 homolog A
Exons: 7
Coding region: 305-1504 (399 amino acids)
Biological process (GO): proteasome-mediated ubiquitin-dependent protein catabolic process; nucleotide-excision repair
Cellular component (GO): cytosol; nucleoplasm
Molecular function (GO): polyubiquitin modification-dependent protein binding; proteasome binding; damaged DNA binding
Source: RefSeq, a predicted model, not a curated record